This is a messenger RNA of Myodes glareolus (Bank vole), 9836 nucleotides long. Lineage: Eukaryota; Metazoa; Chordata; Mammalia; Rodentia; Cricetidae. The record is from RefSeq and is a predicted model, not a curated record.
CACAGGGUGGAGGGAGUGGCCAGCAGCCCUGCCCAGAUUAAGCUGGAGGCGCGCGGGAGUCUGCGACUCUGGGGCCAGGUUUGCUGGCAGCUCCCGCGGUUGCACAUCUGCUGAUGGCCUUCAACUCACAGCCACCGUAUAGAUUUGACGCUGAACAGGCAGUGGAGAGGAACACGGUCGCGGGUGGAUUCCCUCCAGCCACAACUGUGAGGCGCGUGUCAAGUCUGUCUGCUAGUCUGCAGUUUUAUUUUCUGCCGGAUUGUUCGCUCAGAUUCUAACACAGGACACAGACGCCCAACUGUCCACAAGAGUCUUCUGAAAGGCAGGAGAAGACUGGAGGGGGAUUUUGGAUGCAGAGCUCACCGGUGAGGGUACCUGUGCGCAAGGUCUUCAUGAGGUCUUUUUUCAGAUGGACCAAGCCCUCAGUCACAGGCCCUUGGUCACUAAUUUUUAUUCUCUUUACCGUACGAUGUGAAUAUGGGAGUGGCAAGAAGUAUGGCGGCCCUUGUGGAGGAAGAAACUGCUCUGUCUGCCAGUGUUUUCCUGAAAAGGGAUCUCGGGGUCAACCAGGACCACUGGGGCCACAGGGACCAAUAGGGCCCCUGGGACCCCCGGGACCCAUUGGGAUUCCAGGAGAGAAAGGACUGAGAGGUGUCAGUGGCCUGCCUGGAGCAGCAGGAGAGAAAGGAGACAAGGGUCCAACUGGUGUCCCUGGAUUUCCAGGUUUGGAUGGCGUACCAGGUCACCCAGGACCUCCGGGACCCAGAGGCAAACCUGGCGUGGAUGGCUUCAGUGGCUCAAGAGGUGAUCCGGGAUUUCCAGGAGAAAGAGGAGCGCCUGGCCCAGUAGGGCCCCCUGGUCAGCCUGGGGAAAAUGGAGAAAAAGGAAGAUCGGUGUUCAUUUCCGGUGGCAUUAAAGGUAUUCAGGGAGACCGCGGGGACCCAGGACUGCCCGGCUUGCCAGGAUCAAGGGGUGCCCAAGGAUCAGCAGGGCCCAUGGGGUAUGCUGGUGCACCAGGGCCUGCAGGACCUGUAGGUCACCCUGGGAGCCCUGGGUUGAAGGGAAAUCGUGCUGUGGGAAUAAAGGGGCAAAGGGGAGACCCGGGUGAAGUUGGCCAGCAUGGUCCUCCUGGGCCCACGCUGUUUGUAGAGCCACCUGAUCUGAACCUCUAUAAAGGAGAAAAGGGUAUAAAAGGAAUUCCUGGAAUGAUUGGCCCUCCGGGACCUCCAGGACGCAAGGGAGAGCCUGGUAUCGGAACCAAAGGAGAGAAAGGUAUCCCUGGGUUCCCAGGACCCCGGGGCGAGCCUGGUUCCCAUGGAUCUCCAGGUUUUCCAGGAUUCAAGGGAGAACAAGGAGCGGCUGGAGAUCCUGGACUGUCUGGCUUUCCUGGUGCAAAGGGGGAUCCCGGAGAUCGCGGGGACCCAGGACCACCGGGUGCUUUGUUAACUCCCCCUCCUCCACUCAAAGGUCCUCCAGGGGACCCAGGGCCCCCUGGCCGCUAUGGAGAAAUUGGAGAUGUUGGGCUACCAGGUCCUCCUGGGCCCCCGGGAAGACCAGGAGAAACUUGUCCAGGCAUGGUGGGACCUCCUGGGCCACCAGGGAUUCCUGGUCCUCCAGGGUUUCCAGGGGAAGCUGGUGUUUCAAAAAGAUUUGACUGUGCUCCAGGAGAACCAGGAAAGCCAGGACUACCUGGCCUGCCUGGAGCGCCAGGACCACAGGGCACCCCUGGAGCAGAUGUUAUAUAUUGCAGCCCUGGGUGUCCUGGACCAAUGGGAGAAAAGGGAAAAAUGGGUCCCCCAGGAAGAAGAGGAGCCAAAGGAGAAAAAGGAAAUGAGGGACUCUGUACCUGUCCACCUGGUCCCAUGGGACCCCCUGGCCCUCCAGGACUUCCUGGGAGACAAGGAAGUAAAGGAGACUUAGGGCUUCCUGGCUGGCACGGGGAAAAGGGUGAUCCAGGCCAGCCUGGUGCCGAAGGACGUCCAGGGCCCCCAGGAUUGCCUGGUGCCUUGGGGUCCCCUGGCCACAAAGGGGCAAAGGGUGACAUGGUCACAUCAAGAAUAAAAGGACAGAAAGGAGGAAGAGGGCAUGAUGGGCCACCAGGAUUUCCAGGGGCACGUGGACAAGACGGUCAGGAUGGACGUGCCGGAGAAAGAGGGGAUCCGGGGCCCAGAGGUGACCAUAAAGAUGCGACCCCAGGUGAGAGAGGGCUUCCCGGACUGCCAGGUCCUCGAGGGGCAACAGGACCUGUGGGACCUCCAGGACUGGGAUUUCCAGGCCCACCAGGAGAGAGAGGCCAACCAGGAGAUCCGGGACGUCCAGGCAUGAGGGGUUUUGAUGGCAUGAAGGGGCAGAGAGGUGACACCAUUUCUUGUAAUGUAACCUACCCAGGGGAUCCAGGCCCUCCAGGUUUUGAUGGACCUCCAGGUCGGAAGGGGUUUCCAGGGCCCCCUGGAACUCCAGGUAUGAUAUGCCCAGACGGGCAGAAAGGCCAGCAAGGCAAACCAGGAAGCCCUGGAAUUCCAGGUCCACCUGGUUUACGUGGUGACAUGGGAGAUCCAGGCAUUGGAGGUGAAAAGGGGAGCUCCCCUAGUGGACCCCCAGGUCCACCUGGGUCUCCUGGAAUGGAUGGCCAGAGAGGAAUCCCAGGAGACCCUUCGUUUGGUGACCCAGGACCCCCUGGAGAUAGGGGUCUUCCAGGAGUGCCAGGCAUGAAAGGAAGCAAAGGUUACCCAGGAUGCCCAGGGUUCGAAGGGCCACCUGGCAAGCCCGGAUUUCCAGGUCUCAAAGGUCCCAAAGGCAGACAGGGAAGUCCUGGGUUUCCAGGGAUCCCAGGACCCCCUGGCCAUUCCUGUGAAAGAGGUGCUCCAGGGACCCCAGGACAACCAGGACUCCCUGGAGCUCCUGGUAGUCCAGGGGCCCCAGGUUGGAAAGGCCAGUCAGGAGACAUGGGGCCUUCUGGACCAGCUGGAAUGAAGGGCCUCCCAGGCCUCCCAGGCCUCCCAGGAGCAGAUGGUUUCCGAGGGCCUCCUGGGACUCCAGGCCCCACUGGAGACGAUGGCCCACCUGGCCUUCCAGGCCCAAAGGGACACCCAGGGCCACCUGGCUACCCUGGUUUUCCAGGAGAGAGAGGAAGGUCAGGCCCAGAUGGACAACCUGGAAGAAAGGGAGAAACUGGAGAGAAGGGCUGGCCUGGCUCCCAGGGAGACGUGGGAGAGAAAGGUGCCAAAGGAGACCGAGGACCUCCCGGUGAUGUAGGAGAAACAGUCAUCAUUUCCAAAAAGGGGGAGCCUGGGGAAACUGGGCAGCCAGGAGAUGACGGGUUCCCGGGACCACGAGGUGAUAAAGGAAGCCCAGGGAUGCAAGGGGAAAGAGGAGAUCCCGGAAGAGAUGGAGUACCUGGAUUGCACAGAGGACAGCCAGGGAUAAAUGGGCCCCCUGGGUCUCCCGGCCCCCCUGGCCCUCCAGGCUCACCUGGAUUAAGGGGAGUCAUUGGCUUUCCAGGAUUUCCAGGUGAACAGGGUGAUCCAGGUUCUCCAGGUCCCCCUGGAUUCUCAGGAGAUGAUGGAGCAAGAGGACCUAAAGGAAGCAAAGGUGACCCUGCCAGUCAGCGUGGUCCUUCUGGUCCGAAGGGUGAGCCUGGUAGUCCUGGAUACCAAGGACAUCCUGGGGACCCUGGAGAGAAAGGCUUUCCUGGAGGUGUUGGGCCAAGAGGACCACCAGGCAGACCUGGACAACCUGGCUCUUCUGGACCACCAGGAUAUCCAGGUGACCCAGGGAUGCCUGGGUUGAAGGGCCACCCAGGAGAAACGGGAGAGCCUGGGCCAAGAGGUUUCCCGGGAGAUUUAGGAAGGCCAGGUCCUCUGGGAGUAAAAGGGCCCCCCGGGUCUCCUGGUCUGAACGGCUUGCACGGUCUCAAGGGUGAGAAAGGAGCCAAAGGUACCUCAGGUCUGCAUGAAAUGGGUCCGCCUGGGCCCAUGGGAAUACCUGGGCGAAAGGGAGAGAAAGGUGACCCUGGGAGCCCAGGAAUUUCUCCCCCAGGCCUUUCUGGAGAAAAAGGCCUCCCAGGACCCCCAGGGAGACCAGGACCACCUGGUCGCAUAGGUGCUCCAGGAAGACCUGCUAAAGGUGACAUUCCUGAUCCAGGUCCACCUGGAGACUGGGGACCUCCCGGCCCUGAUGGCCCAAGAGGAGCACCUGGGCCUCCAGGCUCCCCCGGGAAUGCCAGCCUUCUGAAAGGGGAUCCAGGUGACCGUGGUUUGCCUGGACCACCUGGUUCUCGAGGCCCACCAGGCCCUCCAGGGUGUGAGGGCGCCCCGGGAUGUGAUGGCAAAGAUGGUCAGAAAGGACCAAUGGGAUUCCCAGGACCUCCAGGGCCACCUGGUUUUCCUGGGGCACCUGGAGAGAAGGGACUACCUGGUCCUCCAGGCAGAAAAGGGCCCAUCGGUCCUCCAGGCUGCAGAGGUGAACCGGGGCCUCCUGCCGACCUGGAUUCCUGUCCUCGGAUCCCAGGACUUCCCGGAGUGCCAGGCCCCAGAGGACCAGAGGGAGCUAUGGGACUCCCUGGAGAGAGAGGCCCCCCUGGACCAGGGUGCAAAGGAGAGCCUGGGCUGGAUGGCAGGAGGGGCCAGGAUGGCUUCCCUGGAUCUCCUGGGCCUCCAGGACACAAAGGCGACACUGGAGAGGCUGGCUGCCCCGGAGCACCAGGCCCUCCUGGUUCGAUUGGUGAUCCUGGGCCCAAGGGGUUUGGCCCUGGAUACCUCAGUGGCUUUCUUCUUGUUCUCCACAGUCAGACAGAUCAAGAACCCGCUUGCCCUAUGGGUAUGCCCCGGCUUUGGACCGGGUAUAGCCUGUUAUACAUGGAAGGACAGGAGAAGGCACACAAUCAAGAUCUAGGUUUGGCGGGGUCUUGUCUUCCCGUGUUUAGCACACUGCCCUUUGCCUACUGCAACAUUCACCAAGUGUGCCACUAUGCCCAGAGAAAUGACAGGUCCUACUGGUUGGCCAGUGCGGCUCCUCUUCCCAUGAUGCCACUCUCAGAGGAAGAGAUCCGCCCUUACAUCAGCCGCUGCGCUGUGUGUGAGGCCCCAGCCCAGGCAGUGGCGGUCCACAGUCAGGACCAAUCCAUUCCACCAUGUCCACGGGGGUGGAGGAGCCUCUGGAUCGGAUACUCAUUCCUGAUGCACACUGGAGCUGGAGACCAAGGAGGAGGGCAGGCCCUCAUGUCACCUGGAAGCUGUCUAGAGGACUUCAGAGCUGCACCAUUCCUGGAAUGCCAGGGCCGACAGGGAACCUGUCACUUUUUCGCCAAUAAAUACAGCUUCUGGCUGACCACGGUGAGCCCAGACCGGCAGUUUUCCUCUAGCCCGUCACCGGUCACCUUAAAAGAAGUUCAGGCCCAGCGCCAGAAAAUCAGCCGGUGCCAGGUCUGCCUGCGAAGUCAAAACAGCUAGAGGACUCAAAACAUGCAAACGGGCAUCAAGAGAGACUUCCGUGGAGGAAAAGAUGCCCCAACUACUGUAGCAAAUUCAGUGGUGCUCUCUCCUUCAGCCACGCCCUGUCGCAGCGUGGCUCCUCCAGGGGCCCUCCUUCUCCUCGCUACAGAUCAAGCGAACGCUGCACACGUGGAUUUGUUUGGCCCCCACCAAUCCAGAUGAAACCCACACAUUCCCCUUUUAUUGAGAUGAUGGAAGAACAGGUUUUAUUUGAACAUGUGUUAAUUCCCAGAAAAACAAGUGAAUGACAAAGACCAGAUUAUAUAUGACUGAAGACUUCAUUCAUUGGUUGAUAGCGUCUCAGACAACUGAAGUCAAUUACUCUGUAAUCCAUUGGGCUUCUGGCUAGAUUUUUAUAGGAACAGUAUAAAUAGGCCAACAAAUGAAGCUAUGUAGCAGAGAUUUUUCAAUGUUUCAAAAUGAUUUCCUCUCUAAUCUAUUAUAAUCUAUUCUUUUUAACCAUGCACUUUAAAUAAUUGUGGGACCAUGGCCCAAAGAGGUUUUUAAAAAAGGAGGAAGAAUAGAAAAACAGCCUCUCUGCACUGCCAACAUUAGCAGUUCAUUUCAAAGCAGAAUGAGUCAUUUUGCCAGGAAGGCCUGCAGUCCUGUAUUCCAGGGCCUCGACAUUAGCAUAAACACUUCACGGACGAAUAUAAAACAUUAUGUUCUCUCCUGCAUUUUACAGAGAAUAGAAAUGCCUACUUUGGCAACCCCUUUGAAAAGUAGGAAUUAUAGAAAAAAUAUAUUCAAUAAGGGAUUAGAAGCCUAAAAGCUAUUAAUGAAUAUUAAGGUAGUGAUUCACAAAAAUCGACUCCCCAUCCCAGGGAACCUGCAAACAGACUACUUUUCCCCAGUCGGGGGCCAGAGUGUCCUUCUGCUAAUGGCACUGAAGCCACAUGGGGCUUACUCAGGCAAUCCGGAGGCUGGUACAAAGCCUCUGGCUCUCCUCCCCAGGAGAACCCGCGAGGCUCCUCCUCCACACGCAUAAUGGCUACUGGCUCCUGAAGUGACAGGGCUAUCAUUAUGCACUUGGGAGAAAAUUAAGGGCUGGCUUAAUUAAACUUAGGUAAGAAGAUUCAUUUAUGUCAGGGUCACCCCACUAGGAAGGCAUGGGGCUCUCUUGAACAGAAACAAAGGCGAUAUAUCCAAUCUGAAUUUUGAGCUCCUGUGAUUAUUUUUUUUAAUGGGAGCAUCCGUUUUUGCCAAUUUUCAAACAUUCUUUAUAUUGUAUUAGCAUCAUGGCGAGACAGCUGUUUGACGCUGGACCUCAGCAGCUCCUGCAGGAUCCGUGUCAAUUCGCAGUGAUGUUUCUGCAUACCGAAGGGUCUGCUGGCUACUCAGUCAGGGACCACUACAAAUCACGAAUAGAAAGCCUUGCUAGAAAAGACUAUUUUCCCCCACCCUGAAACUCACCUUCCCCAGCUAGAGUAAAACUGGCAUUUUAAUAGAAGAAAGGAUUUUCCCCUGAGGGUGACACUCAUGCCCGAGCUCACUUUUCAGGGCACUUAAGAAUACUUGAAAGAAAAACUCAAUUAAAAUUUUGUUUCCGGGCCUGGAGAGAUGGCUCAGUAGUUAAGAGCACUUACCAUUGUCACGCAGGAUCUGAAUUCGGUUCCUAGCACCCGGGUCAGGUGUCUCGUGGUCACCAUAACUCCAGUGCCUCUCUAGCCUACAUGGGCAACUCCCGUACACAUGCAAAUACCCACCCACAGACACAUAUGCACACACAGAAUUGAAAACAAAGGUAAACAGGAAAACGUUUCUAAGACAUGUUUUCCUUGCCAUCCUUUGGUCAACGACGGGCUCCUUUAUACAGAAUACAUUUAGCGUUUUUGUUGUAGGCUUCCUGUGGGAGGGCAGCUUAAGAGAACUUUCUGGUCAAUAAUGUCUAUUUUAUUUUAUUGUUUCUAAAGCUAGUGCCUCAGUCUGGAGUCCAGCUUGGCCCCGGACUCACUACAAAACUCCAUGCUGGCUUCAAAAUCUUGGCAAUUUCCUGGAAACUCCAAAGUGCUAGGAGUUCAGCCUUUUUUCUUUUCUUUUUUUUCUCUGUUUGUUCUUUUUCUGUCUUUCUUUUUUUUUUUUUUUAAUAAAGAAACCUGGUUUUUUUGUUUUGUUAUUGAAGACAUGGUUGAUAUUGUUUCAUCCUCGUCUGGAAUUCACUACGUAACCAGGGCUGAAGAUCUCUAUUUUAACAUGAAACAUUUUCUUAAUAUAGCAGAAUGUUUCCUAUUGACCUAUUUGAUUUUGAGUUCAUGCUAUCCGUGCUGAAUAUUUUGAGUGUCUGAAAUUGAAGCCCACUUCUUUUUUAUUUGCAUUACUCUUGUGUUUCCAGAAUCUUUAUCUAUCACCCCAAACAAGGCCUCCUGAUAGUUCAUGAUGAACUUGGUCUGCGAACAGGUUUCAGGAAGAGAUGAGGGGAACAGGUGAAUCAUUAGAACACAAACCCUUCAACUUUGCGGUUAGGAUAUUAACACUUUUCUUAAAUAAGUUAGGACUGGCUGAAUCAGGAGGACAGUUUAGCUCCCUGAGAUAGAAACCAUGAAACAAUUCAAAGUAUAGAUUCCACAGCUCUUCUCUGAAUAUGGCAUGGAUCAGAAAUGUAUUUUGAAAUGGUCCAAAAGGGCAAAACAAUAGGAAAAACAUUCUUGGGACAGAAGAGCGUGUUAUGUUAAAGUUACUAUUUCUCUUUCCACCUGGCUAUAUAUCAAUGUUUUUGGAACAGCCUUGCUCAGCGGGGAACACGAACAAAGCUUUGUAGUCAUCCUAACCCAUUACUGUGAUGGUCUUAUCUAAACCUCUUUUUUAGAACCUCCGCCCUUGUCUGGCUGGAAUGUGCUUAGAUCCCUAAUGGGAAUUACUUGGAGGCCCCAUGCUAGAACAUGGACUGAGUGUUUCUUUCUGGGUCCUCAUUCUUGGUAAGUGGAACCUUUCCAUCAGGCAGGUGUCCAUGGUGCCUGUGGUCUGUUCCCCAGGCUGAAACAUCCCCAUUUCUGUGGGGGCUACUACCCCCUCCAUGCUUCUUACAUCACACACAGCUUUCCACCUAGCCUCUCACAGGAGAUAGCUCCAGUCUGGAAACCCGGCCAUCCUCUAAAUUCCACCCAAAUUAGAUUUUGUUAUCUUUUGGCUUAAAAUCCACAAUGACCACACUGCCUAUGAAGUCCAAAUGACUUCACAGGGGGUGAAAGUCCAGCGUGAACUGUGAGGCUUGUGUCUGCGAGCAUCUCUCGUGAGCCUGAGCUGCACACAGAUCUGCGAAGCACUCAGUUUCUUUGUGUCUCUGGUUCCUCUCUCCAGCAUCGAUGCUCUCCCUUGGGUCCAUUGGCUGGGUGGACACACGUUUAUCCUAGUACAGUAGACUAGUGUAGGUGUAUGAAUUUCCCAGAGACUUGGGGGGCUGUCUGCUCUCCAUCCCCCUCCUCUAAUAUAUUAGCACACCCCUUUCCUUCCCUGGUUAAUAACUGAAGCCCUUGUGGGACAGGGACCAUGCUGUGCUCGUCUUCGGAUGUCCACUGUUAGCAUAUGAAUGUGCCCAUUAUUGACUCAACUCUGUCAUCCAGUGACAAUUUUCUAGACCUUAUUAGACCUUUCAUGUUCAGCUCUGCAUAUAAGAUAUCAUUGGUAAAAGGGAGCCCAGCAUAAUAAGCCUUUCUUGCUUCAGAAUAUCAAAACAUUAAACAUUCCCACACACCCACAAGCUCUUACUACAAUUAUUAACACAACACCAGUCAACCAACACUGACCCUUUUUAAUUACUUUUCUAUGAGCUGAAGUCAGAAAUGAGGUUUGCUCAGAGAGUUGGCAGAAAGAAGAUCCUUCACUGAAAGAGCAUGACGGCUCAGGCUGCAAUCUGUAUUCUCUCAUGAUUUAAAGACUUCUUGGUACCAAGUUGCAUCUACGAAGUCCAUGUAUGUUUUGAGUGCUUAGAAAACAUCAGCAGAAUACACAGGAGACUUGGACUUCAUCGAAAUGUUCCUUUUGCACUUCCUGCAGGUUACCGCAAAACAGAUGGCUCUCCUUUGUGACCAAGGGUCCUGCCGGACCACUGGAAUAGUUUAACAGCUGUCUCUUUUACUUGGUAUAGCUGGCUGUAAGAAGCGUGGGCAAAGGAGGACCUGUGGUUGGACCUAGGUUUCAACCCAGAUGUGUCCCUUCCCAAUUCUGCUGCCAUGGGUGAUUUCUGCUCAAUUUCCCUCAUCUAUAAGUUAGGACAUUACACUCAUGUUGAAAAUUAAAGUUGGAUUAUUACCCACCUAGUGCAUAGCAGCCACCAUGCACCAAUUAUCAUCACAUCGUCUAUUUAAAAUAAGGUAUUCAAUAUGAAAACUAUUUCUUGUCUCCCUU